ACUUCUCACGUUCUCAGACCAGCCUCCAUAGACCAUAUUCCCCACUUUUCAUUCUCCUCAAUUGUCUCCUUCCCCUUCUCUCUCUUUAGGCCUAUUAGGGCAAAGUCAAUUUCCUGAAGUUGAAGAUGGGCAAACCAAUAAUUUAAGGUAAAUUAUUAUUAAUAAUAUUAUUUCUAUAGUUUGAAAAAAAUAGAAAUUAAGGAGAGAAAAAAAGAAAAAGAAAAUGAAAGAGUUAGGAGACAUUAUUCCUCAGCAAUGGACAUCACCUUGCGGCAGCCAAUGCACCCACAAAUUUGCUGCUCUUACCCAAAUUCCCUGGAGAGUAUUCUGCAAAAAGGGAUGUGAUGCUGAUGGUGACACGUGGGAUGAAUGUGUGAGUGAAUGUGAUCAGAUAUGCUACAAGGACCCAGUAUUAAAAGACCAGAAGUGGAGUGCUUAUAUUGAUCGUUCUCCUGGAGAUGCUGGUUACUCUGAGGAAUGUUUUCAUGCUUGUGUUGCUGGAUGUGGCUACAAGUUUGAGAUGCCUGCUAAGAAGGUCGAAGAGUGCCACCCAAACAGGCCAUCUAAACCUCCUGCUGCACCAAAACCGGCGAAAAUUGUUGCACCACAAGCACCUAUUGAGGAUGAUGUGCCUACCACUUCUGCUUGACCUCAUUUCAACUUCCAAGUCAUGCAUACAGUUAUCUCAUUUGGGUAAUUUAGGUGUAGAAAACUUCAUCUAAUUAGGCAGCCAUUGGCCCAUCCGAUUUCGAUUUACUGUUUUUCGGUUGGGCAUUUUCCGUAAUUAAUUCCUUUUCUUCCCAUGUCUUACUUUUUUUCUAAAUGGGGGAAGAAGGAGGCCCUUUCCUCGGAUUCGGCCAGCUGCAGCAGGUUCAUAGAUCCAUCAGCUGGUUAAAAUUUCUUUGAACGGGAAUUUUUCAUUAACAGUAACUCUCAAGACAGGUAGCAUCAUACCUAGAUUCUUAGCUGAAGUGUAACUUCUGAAAGAUGGAAAUUGGACUGUGAAAUGCUUACAAAUGAAAAGAAACUGUGGAUUUUGUGCGAUA
Molecule: messenger RNA, 1046 nt
Organism: Beta vulgaris subsp. vulgaris (sugar beet)
Lineage: Eukaryota; Viridiplantae; Streptophyta; Magnoliopsida; Caryophyllales; Amaranthaceae
Exons: 5
Coding region: 224-649 (141 amino acids)
Source: RefSeq, a predicted model, not a curated record